Aspergillus puulaauensis is the source of this 1578-nucleotide messenger RNA. RefSeq lists its product as uncharacterized. The transcript is spliced from 5 exons. Gene Ontology annotation, biological process: transmembrane transport. Gene Ontology annotation, molecular function: transmembrane transporter activity. Bases 1 to 1578 code for a protein of 525 amino acids. The record is from RefSeq and is a predicted model, not a curated record. NCBI's taxonomy places the organism in Eukaryota, Fungi, Ascomycota, Eurotiomycetes, Eurotiales, Aspergillaceae.
AUGGAUAUCCAAAGCCGGGACUCUACCUCAUCACGCACGUUCCCACCAGGAACUGUCUUGCUUGAAGACCGACGGGCCUCUGUUACAGAACUAAUUCUGAACCCCACGCCCUCAGACGACCCCGAUGACCCAUUGAACUGGUCCCCUCUGCGCAAGGCAGUCAACUUUGCCCUCACUUGCAGCUACGUCUGCUUCACCUUCGUGCUGGUCGACAUCAACAGCCUAGCGUACAGGGGAUACAUAGCGGAGCUCGGCCUAACCUACGCGACAUUCAACAUGGCCAGCGGCAGCAAUUUUAUCGGCCUCGCGUUAGGCUGUCUCUUCUUCCUCCCCUGCGUGCACAAAUUCGGUCGGCGUCCAAUAUAUUUGCUCAGCGCAACUGUCCAGUUCGCCUGUGCCGUGUGGUGGGCCAACUUCCACAAGGCUGGAGAGUUGAUCGGUGUAAGUCUGCUCGCUGGCCUGGCGGGCUCGAUCAGCGAGGCUAUUGUAAUGAUUACCAUCGUGGACUUGUUUUUCGUUCAUCAACGUGGCCGGCUCAACGGUGUUUUCGUCCUCAUGCAGAGUAUUGGGACGACAGGGGGUCCUAUAGCUGGCGGAUAUAUUGUCGUUGAUCUCGGGUGGAGGUGGAUGUGGUGGAUCGUGGCCAUAUUCCUGGGUGCGAAUCUCCUUCUCGUGCUGUUCUUCUUCGAAGAAUCCAAGUACUGCCCAAGCCUGGAUGGCUCGACGACCUCACCUGGACAAGAGUUAGCCACAAUUCACAGCACCGACGCAAAAGACAACAAGAAUACAGCUGAGCCAGGCAGACCAAGCCGGAAAUCCAUCCGCCAACGUUUGGCCUUGGUUACGAGAACACCGGGUCCAAUCUUUCAACACUUCUAUCAGCCCUUGAUUGUCCUCCUCCUUUUCCCAGCUGUGGCCUUCACGGCAGCCACAUACGGAAUCAUGCUCGCAUUCUUCUCCGCGUCCGCCUCGGCCGGCGCAUACUUCCUCAUCUAUCCACCUUACGACUUCAGUCCUUCUGCGAUCGGCCUCUUCCAUCUAGGAGGAUUCAUCGGGGCUCUCUUGGCCACAUUGAGCAUGGCACCAUUGAUCGACUGGGUAAUUAUCCGUCUUGCGAAGCGAAACAACGGCGUCUUCGAGCCUGAGAUGCGUCUCUGGAUGAGCGUCCCAGCUGCUCUUAUCAACUGUGCUGCUAUGUUGCUGUAUGGAAUCGGUUUCGGGGAUGGCCUCCACUGGGCCAUCUUAGCCUUUGCCCAAGGCCUUUUCGGUUUCGGCUUCAUCACUACCGCCGACGUCGCCUUGACGUACCUAUCUGACAGUUAUCCAGAGAUCCUCGCCGACGCCCUAGUCGCGGUGGUCUUCAUCCGCAACGGCUUCGCGGCAAUCAUCCGCUUCGCCUUCACAGACUGGAUUGGUGGAAUGGGAAUCCGGAACACAUUCAUCCUUAUUGGGAUGAUUGCGCUAUCUUUAGCUAUUCUUCCGGUUUUAUUGAUCUUCUUCGGCAAGCGGGCCAGGGUGAAGACGGCCGAGAAGUAUAGACGUUAUGCGCGAAGGCAGCAGGUCCAGAGGCAUUUCUGA